This is a messenger RNA of Drosophila innubila, 1596 nucleotides long. It is a transcript of the gene Elba1, whose product is annotated as early boundary activity protein 1. The transcript is spliced from 3 exons. Gene Ontology annotation, cellular component: nucleus. The coding region runs from base 269 to 1417 and encodes 382 amino acids. Lineage: Eukaryota; Metazoa; Arthropoda; Insecta; Diptera; Drosophilidae. Gene Ontology annotation, molecular function: transcription corepressor activity; DNA binding. The record is from RefSeq and is a predicted model, not a curated record. Gene Ontology annotation, biological process: negative regulation of Notch signaling pathway; positive regulation of neuron differentiation.
GAAAGUUUUAAAUUGGGACGUCUUAAUAUUGUCAAAGAUCAUAAUACUUUGAGUCUUAAUUCAUUUGGGCACCCAAAGAUCGGUGGCUUAAAGCCGUCAAGUAUCGCAACCUAAAAGUCCAUAAAACAUCUGCAAUUCGAAUAAAAGGGUCAUAAGAGAAUUUACUUUUUGUAACUACCUGAUUUAAUUUGGAUCGUAUUGGUCGUGUGGUAUAUAAGAGCUUCGUUUAUUGAAAGAGACAUCAGUCUACAAUUGGACACCAGUGAAAAUGAUUAAUCGCCGUCAACGCUUAGAAUUUGCGCUCAGCAUUCUGCCCUACGAUCACAAGAUGGUGCAGUUUUCAGAGGCCCAACAGAAGGUGGAGGACAUUAUUGCCAGACUGCGCACUGACGAAUCCUCUGGGCACGACGAGGAGAGUGACGACGAGAAGGCACGUCGUCAGGAGAACAAAGCCAAUGGCUUUGCCGAGCUGGCAUUGCAACAGAUUGAGGAGUCCGAUAGGGAGAACCAGAUGCCGAAGCCACAGUCAAAGCAAAAGCUGAGCACAUUGGCAACCCUGACACUGGCAGCUGAGAAGCUGAUGAAAAGCAGCUGCAAGCAGGAGGUGGCGGAUUUCGAUCAGUUCGAUGAGGACUCGGACAUGGUAAUGGAUGAGGAGGAAGCGCUGGCCAAUAUCGAUCGCAGGGAGCUCAUGGAGAACAAUAUUCAGGCCUUAAAUGAGGCACGCCUCAAAUUAUUGCAACGUUGGGAGCGCAGCAAACGCAAAGCUCUCGAUUUGCUAACAAUUGAGAUCGAGAAGGUGCAGAACAUGGAACGUCCACAGAAAUCGCCACACUUUAAGAUGUUCCGCGAUGGCACCGAAGACCACAACACUUCCACGCCCAAGACCAACGAGGAGGAAGAGAACGAAGUCAUUGAGCUGGAUGCUGACGAUGAAGAAUAUGUGCCGUACACCACGGAGAAAUCCAACAAACGCAAGCGAUUGCAAAAGUCUCUGGUGACCUCAACUCCCAAUGUGAAACGCACUUGUCCCAACUUUGAGUUCGAUCAGGAUGGCAAAUCCAAGAUGAUCACCAUUGGACCCAAUGGCACCCAGAUAUCUCGUGUCUGUCUCGAGGCCAUCAAUUGGAGCACCUCCGGACCGGCUAUAACUCGCAAAUUGCUUUGUGAGAUCUUCGAUCGUAAUACACUCGCAUUUCACACACUCUCCGGCAAACCAUCACCUGCUUUUAAGGACUGUGCACGUCCCAGCAAACAACCGUUGGAUCCACUCAAGGUUGCCGAUCUGGUUUACCUGAUGACCAACAGUCUGCAGAUGACACCACGCGAAGUGCGCACUGCGAUUACCACCAAAUGUGCCGAUGAGAACAAAAUGCUACGCACUCGCCUCCAGAAACGUCCCCGGAAAACUAUGUAAAUUUAUAUAUAGUAUUUCCAAAGCCAAAAACAAUUCUUGGCUCAGCCAUAUACUAAAAUGGCCCAGUGUUCACAACUUAGAUUUACUAUUACUUAGUUUAAAAUUUUAUAUAAAAUUUCGAUUAUUCUUUAAGCCAAUUUACACAAAUUAGACUAACAAUUACUUUGAAUAAAAUUCCG